This is a messenger RNA of Eurypyga helias (sunbittern), 1205 nucleotides long. RefSeq names its product geranylgeranyl diphosphate synthase 1 (gene GGPS1). Gene Ontology annotation, molecular function: prenyltransferase activity. The coding region runs from base 24 to 923 and encodes 299 amino acids. The record is from RefSeq and is a predicted model, not a curated record. NCBI's taxonomy places the organism in Eukaryota, Metazoa, Chordata, Aves, Eurypygiformes, Eurypygidae. Gene Ontology annotation, biological process: isoprenoid biosynthetic process. The transcript is spliced from 3 exons.
ACUACCUCUUGUGAAAUAAAGAAAUGGAUGGGAUGGAUGAAACAUCUAAAAGAAUCCUAGAGCCAUACCAGUACUUACUUCAACUACCAGGUAAGCAAGUGAGAACCAAACUGUCACAGGCCUUUAAUCACUGGCUGAAUGUUCCGGAAGAUAAAAUACAGGUUAUCAUUGAAGUGACGGAGAUGCUGCACAAUGCAAGCCUGCUUGUGGAUGAUAUUGAAGAUAACUCAAAGCUACGACGGGGCUUUCCAGUGGCACACAGUAUCUAUGGAAUUCCAUCUGUAAUCAACUGUGCUAACUAUGUGUAUUUCCUUGGCUUAGAGAAGGUUUUAACCCUUGAUCAUCCAGAUGCUGUUAAAGUUUUUACCCGUCAACUUCUGGAACUCCAUAAAGGUCAAGGCUUGGAUAUUUACUGGAGGGAUACUUACACUUGUCCCACGGAAGCUGAAUAUAAAGCUAUGGUACUGCAGAAGACAGGUGGUCUCUUUGGAUUAGCUGUAGGCCUCAUGCAGCUAUUCUCGAAUUAUAAAAAAGACUUAAAGCCACUUCUUAACACACUUGGCCUCUUCUUCCAAAUAAGAGAUGACUAUGCCAACUUGCACUCCAAAGAAUAUAGUGAAAACAAGAGCUUUUGUGAAGACUUAACCGAGGGCAAGUUCUCAUUCCCAACCAUUCAUGCAAUUUGGUCAAGACCUGAAAGUACUCAAGUGCAAAACAUUUUACGUCAAAGGACAGAGAACAUAGAUAUAAAGAAAUACUGUGUACAUUACCUGGAAAAUGUGGGUUCCUUUGAGUACACUCGGAAUACAUUGAAAGAGCUUGAGUCUGAAGCCUAUAAACAAAUUGAAUCACUUGGGGGAAAUCCUGAGCUUGUAGCACUAGUUGAGCAGCUGAGCAAAAUGUUCAAAGAAACUGAAAAUUAAGAAAAAAUAACUUCUGGGGAUGGAUUAAAACUCUCUUUAAAAUGGGGAAAUAACCAGACUGACUGAGAGGUGUGAUAAUCAGUCUUGCUUAACUCUUUCUUUUUUAGCCAUAUUACAGAAAGUACUGUUAAAAACAAGUUGCCACUGCGUAUUGAAAUAUACACUGGUAUUUAUACAGUCUUAAUUGUAACUGCUUACAGAUGGUGCUGUUAAAGCAGAUGGACUAGAACUGAAACAAGUUUUGAAUCUACAUGUGAUCAUCUUUACACAAUCAGCAGCAUU